AGCAGUACUACAGCGCACACACAGUUUGUUCUUGUGAAAAUUGAGUGUGGAAGCAGUAACCCAAGCGCUUUGCUGGCUGUUUAUAACUGCUGGAUAAAAUACAGAGGCCUGCGGGGAAAUCAGCGAUACAACAGCAGAGCUUUAUAAAAAGUGAACGAGUCAUCUCGGUUCCAACAUUCCACCAUUUGUUCUUGUCGUCAGCAGCUUGAUUUCUCUCAUCCUGCUGCAUCAGUUUAUUUAUUUUAAGAUCUCAGCUGAAUUUAGCAAAAACAGAAACAAAAGAUGAGUUUUUUUGGCACUCCAACGUAUGCGUCGAGCUCGGGUGGUGCUCAAGAUCAGCAAAGCGGACGAGACGACAUGCUGGCAUCUCUAUUGCACACCCUUGAUCCAGAUGCCGUUGCUGUUCAGCAGGACAACGUGAAUUUGAGGAUGUUGCCCCAAGGAAAGGAAGCCUUUGCACCAGAUCAGGACUUGUACUCGCAGAAAAUGCAGAUGCAGAAGGCACAGACGCAGAAAAAAAUCCAAGCACAGAAUAUGCAGCUCAACAAAGCUCUAUGUGCUGGAAACCAAGGGCAGAAUACAGCGAUAAUAACUUCUUCUGACGGCAGCAAUACUGUGGAGCACGUGAAAGUUGCGCCCUUUCAGUUUCAAGCAGAUCUGUCUAGAAAAGUGAUGCGAGAACGACGUGAAAGACAGGAGAUUGUCAAAGAAAACCUUCGGAAAGGUGCUAUCCGUCGGAUGGCACGCCGUGGAGGCGUACGACGGGUUUCGAAGCUUAUGUAUGUUAUGACAAAACUAACUCAGAGUAAGUAAGUUGUACACUCACUAGUUCUUUAUCUACUUCUACCUGAUCCUUUCUCCACCUACACCCUCCUCAUCCUCUAACUCUCACGAAUGUCGUGAAGCCUUCGGCAGUUUCCUUCAGGCGGUUCUGAAAGAUGUUCUUGCUUAUGCUCGUCACGGUCGAAGAAAGACUGCACGUUCCCGUGACAUCCUCGCAGCACUGAAAAGACAGGGAACGACUUUAUACGGUUUUGGGCCUGCGCGUUGAGGUCGUGGAUUCAUUGUUGGAGAAGAGGUGCUAAAAAUGUUCUUGACUUCGCUGAAGAUGGAAGUCACUCCCAUCCCCAACAGAAUAAUCGAAACGUAAUGAAAAAAAAUGAAUCUGAAGUUUUGCUAUUUGGAUGCAACAUUUCAUCACCACCGUUCUACGGCUGGUGGUCUCUGUUCACUUGGGAAGUACAAUACCGGCACUGCGUUAUUCAGCAAUGUUGAAGCAAACUGUGGAACCAAUCUUGGUUGUGCUCCAAAAAGGGAUCGCUUAGCUGCAAAUGUCUGGAGUCAUGGCCCCUGAAAUCAAGCCAGAAAUCUUCUAAUUCUAAUUCUAAUUCUAAGUUUCUUCUGAUUUAGAUUUCUAUUUCUUCGAGUUGAAUAUAGUUAGUUGUCACGAAAACGAUAGGAUGGGGGGCUUCCCGUCUCUUGUUGCCAAAGUUUCGGUUGCGCAGGAAUUUGCGAACUUCGAAAAAGCCGCACGCAGCUGGUUUAGUUCAACUCACGGCGGUCAACUUGUUCCAGUUGAGGAGGAUGAAUUAGUAAACAGAAAAAUCAUUCCUGCGUACCACAAAA
This is a messenger RNA of Amoebophrya sp. A25, 1626 nucleotides long. Lineage: Eukaryota; Dinophyceae; Syndiniales; Amoebophryaceae. The record is from the annotation of a GenBank genome assembly.